Molecule: messenger RNA, 1005 nt
Organism: Durusdinium trenchii
Lineage: Eukaryota; Dinophyceae; Suessiales; Symbiodiniaceae
Source: the annotation of a GenBank genome assembly
AUGGAAGAUAAUGUCUGUAAGGACAUUUUACUGGAUGCAAAAAGGACUUGCUUUCUUUUGCACUUGUUACUGUGCUUGUUUACUCAGUUGAAACUUGUAGAUGCGGAAGGGAAGCUCACCGAAUGGAUGCCUUCGGCCAAGGUUAGAGGGAAGCUGGAGCAUCCAAGUGGUUGGAUUUCUUUGGUAGAACUCAAGGAGGGCUACCGCUGGGCACUGCGGCAGGAGCGUGCUCCAGUUGAUCCUUGGGCUCUUGAAAAGUCUCAGCUGGCAACGGAGCUGAAGCUACGAGACGCGGAGCUCAAGCGUUGGACGGUCUUGGCGGAGCGUCUCCGUGCCGAGCGACAGCGGUCUUUGGAGACUUGCACGGAGCUGGCCGCCUACCUGGAGGAGCGCAUCCUCGAGGGAUAUCGAAUACCUACUGGAAGCUUCCGGCCUGCAGACGCCGCAGCUUUUGCUCACUCUGCCAAGGCGCAAGAGAUGCAACAGCUGGCCUCCAAGCUUGGAAUUCAACCAGCUGUCCUGUCUAAGACGGCUGUGCCCAAAGCAGCUGAAGAGGAGGACCCUGCAUACCAAGUGCCUGCUGGGCUUCCACCAGGCUCCAAGGUUGUGGGCUUCCGGCGGAAGACAGUUGAAACAGAGGCUGAAGCAGAGCCUUCCAUUGCCAUCCAGGGCCAGGGUCGUGUGCUUCACUCCAAUGCCAUUCUACAGCCCAGCAAUGCCUACUGUUCGGAUCUCCAAGCACCUGGUGUGUAUCCCUUGGCAAGGCCACCAAGCUUGGCUGCGAGGAACCUCCUUGACCGACCUGCGGCCGCACCUGGCAAAUCUAACGAGAAGUGGUCCUAUGAGGGCGACUUCUUUCAGGACAGAAGCUUCAUGGCAAGCAAGUUACAUGGGUUCCAGGAGCUCAGUGGAGUCAGCGCUGUGAGUUCCGAAGCUCCUCGUGAUGGGCCAGUGGAUCAAGCAGCGCGGGCCAUUGUCAGCGCUCUUCAUGGCCCUAUGAGCUGA